AUGUCAGAGGAAAAAACGAGACAGGAAAUUGAGGACGCCAUCCGCACAGAACUGGAGGGCACACUCUACGCAGUUUCAGCGCUCGAACCACUCACGGGCGGUACAGCGAACUUUAUCUACCGCGCCAGACUGCAGAACCCUCUACCAGACGGUUCAACAGAAGUUGUGCUGAAGCAUGGCGAGGCAUAUGUCGCCCGACAUCCAGGUUUCAAGCUUCAAAUGGUUCGGUGUGUUAUUGAAGAGGAGUGUCUACGGCUCCUCUUACAUCUUCCCGUCGCGGUAUCAUCCAUGUUCCAAGUUGGAACUCCAAACAUCUAUCAUUUCAGUCCUAAAAGCUACACUCAACUUCAAGAGUAUAUGACCAACGCUAUCAACUUGAAAGACUACGCAAUCAGUCAUCUUCGGGCCCCUACGCCUGCGUCAGUAAAGCCACAAUGCCUUGAGCUGGGCCGAGUCUUAGGUCGGUGGCUGCGAGAAUUCCAUUCUUGGAGUGACAAGCCAGAGCAGCAGAGUCUGCGCGAAUUAUUUGCCAAGAAUACCGACAUGCGGAACAUUAAGAAGUACGUCAACUAUGAUCAACUACUAGAGAGAGUGGGUGUGUUUCCGUCUCUCCUGGAAGAGUGCAAAGACGUCCUGCAGGAGAUCGUCGGCAUGGCUACGAUGGAGCUGGCGGAUGAAGGCAAGCUAGCCUCUAUCCAUGGUGAUUUCUGGACUGGAAAUGUGUUGCUUCCAGACGCCGCAUUUGAUGAUGCCCAGCAAGUUCCAGUCAGAGUUAUUGAUUGGGAGAUGGCACAAGUCGGUGUACGCGCCGAAGACGUGGGACAAUUCAUUGCCGAACUAUGGCUGCUAAAGCUUUACAAGAAUAUAGAUGGCGCUCUUUGGAUCAUCAACGGCUUCACGGAAGGCUAUGGUCAAGCCGAUGCUAACUUCGCAUACCGCGUGCUGAUUCACAUUGGCGCUCACCUGAUUUGCUUCGGAUCAACGACGCCUGGCUGGGGAACCUCAGAGCAAGGCCAGAAUAUCGUGAAGGAUGGUAGAGAUGUCCUCCUUAAUGCUUGGAAAAUGGACGCGAGAGCCUUUGAAGGGCAUGAUCUUGAAUGUCUAUUCGAAUAG
This is a messenger RNA of Trichoderma reesei QM6a, 1113 nucleotides long. RefSeq lists its product as uncharacterized. The transcript is spliced from 3 exons. The coding region runs from base 1 to 1113 and encodes 370 amino acids. The record is from RefSeq and is a predicted model, not a curated record. Lineage: Eukaryota; Fungi; Ascomycota; Sordariomycetes; Hypocreales; Hypocreaceae.